CGUCAAACCGGAAGUGAGAAGACGUCGCUGCUUGUGUCCGCUCUAUCGUCGGCACCGGCUCGUUUAUCUCCUAGCCCCUCUAUAAAUAGUCCUUUCACAAGGUGGAGAUGGGUGACAUCCGCCAGUCACUUUUGCCCAGAGAUGUCUUAAGUGCAGCCAAAGAGCUGCUCUACCACCUGGACAUCUACAUCAGCAAUCUGCUGCAGUCUGGCCGGCAGCCUCCUCAGGUUGAUACCAAAACUCUGGACCUGGUGGAGGAAUUCAUUCUGCACUCACCCAAGGACAGAAACGCAACAGCACGGAGAAUGAGCGCCCUCCAGGAACUCCAGCUUCUCGAAAUCAUGUGCAGCUGUUUCCAGGAGCAGAGUCGCGAUGCUGUUCGGCAGCUCAUGUUCUCCGCCCUCUUCAACCUCCAAGGGAACCAGGCAGACGAGAGCCGAAUGGGACUGCUGAGCAAGCUGGUUUCCAUGGCGAUCGCUGUAGGCAGAGUUCCCAUCUUGGAAUGCGCCGCCACCUGGUUACAGAGAACCCACCGUGUGUACUGCGUGCGUCUGGCACAGGUACUUGUAGACGACUACUGCAGCAUGUUACCGGGAUCAGUAUCGACCCUACAGAACAUCCACAGCUCAAGUCCCCGGUUCUGCUGCCAGUUUAUCGCUGCAGUUACAACCCUCUAUGACCUCACCUCAGAGGAGCUCACCCCUCCGCUAGAACUACUCCAGAUGAUCGUAUCAUGGAUCCAAGAAGACCCUCACCUGGUCCUGAUCAGCUUCCUGAACACACCCCUCUCCGGCAGCCAGCCUAUCAGCUCCCUCGAUGUCACACCGUUAGGAGGUUUGGUCCGCUGGUGCGUCAAAGCGCCGCUGGUGUAUAAACGAUACAAGAAGCAGGGGUUGACAAACGGGAACGCUGGGAGUGAUCCGCAAGUGGCUCCCUUGUUCUCCGCUCUCCAUCUCAGUGUUCUUCAGGUCUUAAUGUUGCUACCAAAUAUACUGAAUGAUAAAGGCCUCUUUGGUCGCCUUGCGCUACUCCAGUUGGAGUCCUUGGCCUCAUUGACCUCUGACCUCUCCCGACUGUUGGACCAGGCUGAUAAGCACAUUCACACAUCACCGGAUGUUCACCCUCCAUCACAGCUAGCUCUGGAUCGACUGGCCCAGGCUCUGCAGGUGGCCCUGGCCAACGGAGCUCUGCUCUGCUCCAGAGAAGACCUACGCUCCAUCUGCUCCCGCCUCCCACACAACAACCUGCUUCAGUUGGUUCUGUCGGGUCCAGUGAUCUACUAUAACAACAUCCACACUCCUCCUCUGGCCUUCAGUCCACACGCGUCUCAUUCCCCCAUCCCCUCUCACCCCCCCCACACGCCUCACACCCCAUCACACGCCCAGUUUCCUGCCCAAACGUUUAUGACUGGGAUCCCCUUCCCCUACAGACCUGCUCACUGAAGACGUGUCUGUGGAUGUGUGCAUUUUACUGGUUCAGAAGAGUGGUCAAAGUCCGAGGUGAAAAUGU
Synchiropus splendidus (mandarinfish) is the source of this 1509-nucleotide messenger RNA. It is a transcript of the gene ints15, whose product is annotated as integrator complex subunit 15. Lineage: Eukaryota; Metazoa; Chordata; Actinopteri; Syngnathiformes; Callionymidae. The transcript is spliced from 8 exons. The coding region runs from base 108 to 1442 and encodes 444 amino acids. The record is from RefSeq and is a predicted model, not a curated record.